CCAGGGGGCGGGGCCGGGCCCCUGCUGGGAGGUGGAGACCAGGCGGGAACUGUUGCCCGGCGACGCUCCGGCGCUGGGUCCCCGAGGCCCUGCCCCUCCCCGGGAGGAGGUGGGCUUCGAGUCACGUGACCCGUGCCCUACGGGAGGGGGUGCGGUCGGGGACCCGGCAGGAGGCGGCCGAGAAGAGAGGACCGUGGGGGCGUUCGCGUGGCUCCCAGCCCGGGACCCCACCCCCGCUGGACAGUGGGGGAAACUGAGGCCUGAGCGGGCUGGAGCGCAAUGGCAAAUCUCGGCACACUACAACUUCUGCCUCCCAGGUUCAAGCGAUUCUCCUGCCUCAGCCUCCCAAGUAUCUGGAUUACAGGCAUGUGUGUGCCUCAGCCCCCUGAGUAGCUGGGAUUACAGGCGCCUGCCACCGCGCCCGGCUAAUUUUUGUAUUUUUAAUAGAGAUGGGGUUUCACCAUGUUGGCCAGGCUGGUCUCGAACUCCUGAUCUCAAGUGAUUUGCCCGCCUCAGCCUCCCAAAGUGCUGGGAUUCCAGGCAUGAGCCACCACAUCCAGCUGAAGGAGGUCACUUUUGCACUGAGACUUGAAAGAAGUGAGAGAGCAAGCCAUUGGGUUAUAUCCGGGAACAGCAUUCUAGGCAGUAGGAACAGCCCAUGAGAAGGCCCUGAGGCAAGAUAGUGACUGGCUGGUUUCAAGGAACAGUGAAGGGUCUGUUUUAGUGGAGCGGAGUGAGCAAGGAGGACAGGUCCACACAGGGCGUUUGUAGCCACCAAGGAGUCUGGUUUUUAUUCUAACUGGAACAGGAAGGAUUUUCAGUCCAGGAGAGGCAAGGUGUGCGGAUGGAGAGGGCUGAGAAGGGUGGAGGGGGAGGGUGCAGGUGCGGUGGUUCAUGGAGCCACUGUGGUGGCCUGGACAGGUGGUGGCUGUGGAGGUGGAUAGGAAGGCGUGGAUCCAAGGCGGUGGCAUCACCAAACACCCACCAAACAUGGGUGGCUGUGGGCCAGGCCUGUGCCGGCCACCUCUGUCCCCUGUCCCUCUGCAGGCCCACAGAGGACCAUGAAGGUGCUUCUCCUCACAGGGCUGGGGGCCCUGUUCUUCGCCUAUUAUUGGGAUGACAACUUCGACCCAGCCAGCCUCCAGGGAGCGCGAGUGCUGCUGACAGGGGCCAACGCUGGUGUUGGUGAGGAGCUGGCCUAUCACUACGCGCGUCUGGGCUCCCACCUGGUGCUCACUGCCCACACUGAGGCUCUCCUGCAGAAGGUGGUAGGGAACUGCCGGAAGCUGGGCGCCCCCAAGGUCUUCUACAUCGCGGCGGACAUGGCCUCCCCUGAGGCGCCCGAGAGCGUGGUGCAGUUUGCGCUGGACAAGCUGGGCGGGCUGGACUACCUCGUGCUGAACCACAUCGGCGGCGCCCCGGCCGGCACGCGAGCCCGCAGCCGCCAGGCAACUCGCUGGCUCAUGCAGGUAAACUUUGUGAGCUACGUGCAACUGACGUCGCGGGCGCUGCCCAGCCUGACGGACAGCAAGGGCUCCCUGGUGGUGGUGUCCUCGCUGCUCGGUGCGUGCACCCGGCCCCGGCUCUGCGGGACGGGGAGUGGGGAGCUCGAUGCGGGCCGCGUGCCCACGUCGUUCUCCACUCCCUACUCGGCGGCCAAGUUUGCGCUGGACGGCUUCUUCGGCUCCCUGCGGCGGGAGCUGGACGUGCAGGACGUGAACGUGGCCAUCACCAUGUGCGUCCUGGGCCUCCGAGAUCGCGCCUCCGCCGCCGAGGCAGUCAGGGGAGUCACGAGGGUCCAGGCGGCCCCGGGGCCCAAGGCAGCCCUGGCCGUGAUCCGCGGCGGCGCCACGCGCGCGGCCGGCGUCUUCUACCCGUGGCGUUUCCGCCUGCUGUGCUUGCUCCGGCGCUGGCUGCCGCGCCCGCGGGCCUGGUUUAUCCGCCAGGAGCUCAACGUCACGGCCGCGGCUGCAGCCUGAGCACCGGGGGUUGCCCCUCCAGUCCCAGACGGCAAUGUUCCUCCCUCCAACUGUCCCUGGAGCCAGAACACUCACAGAGACACCCCUGAGAGGGUGGCCACAGCCCAAGAUGAAGUCAUCAAGACAGAAAAGCAAAACCGAGAAAAACGACGGGCACCUGGAACCAGUCACGGCUUGGGAGGUGCAGGUGCCCCGUGUUAGGCGCCUUUGUCGGGGACUUGCAAGGCCUCACCUGUUUGGCCAUGAUUGAUGACGUGACUGCUUCCAUUUUGCAGAUGAGUAAACUAAGGCUGAGAGAGGCCACGCCACCCUUGAGCCACCCAUGGACCCCUCUCCAUCUCCUGCCUGCGCCUCUAAGUCCCUGAUUUAAUUCUUUCCAUUCAUUCCAUCUGGGAGGAACCCCCCUCCCCAACUCCUGCCAGCUUCCCCUAGCUGGGGUCUCUGGUACUCUUCACACCUGCAGGGGCGUCUACACUGUUCGUCUACCUGGUGGCAGGGUCUGAGCGGGAGGAGGAGGGAAAGAGUGUGUUCUGAGCUGGACCCAGCCUCUUGUUCGAGAAUAAAAACUCUUCUUCUCUUGCA
Gorilla gorilla gorilla (western lowland gorilla) is the source of this 2561-nucleotide messenger RNA. RefSeq names its product hydroxysteroid 11-beta dehydrogenase 1 like (gene HSD11B1L). Gene Ontology annotation, cellular component: intracellular membrane-bounded organelle. Gene Ontology annotation, molecular function: oxidoreductase activity. The record is from RefSeq and is a predicted model, not a curated record. The transcript has 8 exons. Lineage: Eukaryota; Metazoa; Chordata; Mammalia; Primates; Hominidae. Bases 1062 to 1979 code for a protein of 305 amino acids.